AUGAGCAAAGUGGAAUAUCAGAAACUAGGUGCUUCAGGCUUAUCUAUUUCCCCUAUUAUUAUAGGUUGUAUGACAUUUGGAAAACAUCUAAAUUGGUGUAUUGACGAAGAAGAAAAUGUUAUGGAAAUUUUGAAGAGGUGUUAUGACAAUGGUUUAAGAACAUUUGAUACCGCAGAUGUCUAUUCGAACGGUGCAUCGGAAAUUCUUUUAGGUAAGUUUAUCAAGAAGUACAAUAUACCAAGAGAAAGAAUCGUGAUUUUGACGAAAGUUUGGGGUGCGAUGGACUAUAACGAUCCGGACUUUAACGCACAUAAUUUGGGCAGUGAUAAAUAUCCUGAAAUCAACUACGUUAAUUCUAAAGGGUUGUCCAGGAAACAUAUCCUUAAUGCGGUUGAGCAUUCCGUCAAGAAUUUGGGCACUUAUAUCGACGUAUACCAAAUUCAUAGAUUAGAUCACAGUACCCCAAAGGAUGAGAUUAUGAAAGCGUUACAUGAUGUUGUUGAAGGAGGAAAAGUGAGAUAUUUAGGAGCAUCUUCAAUGAAAGCUGUUGAAUUCGCGCAAUUGCAAUUUAUUGCUGAAAAAAAUGGCUGGACAAAGUUUAUUAGUAUGCAGAAUUAUUACAACCUUUUGUACCGUGAGGAAGAGCGAGAAAUGAUUCCUUUUUGCAAAGAGAACGACUUCGGGAAGAUUGCAAUCAUUCCUUGGUCGCCUAUUGCAAUGGGCCUUCUCGCACGUCCUGUGUCUGCUGAUGGAACUGAACGACUGAAAAAGGACCAAAUAUUUUCUCUAAUGGGAUUGAAUAAACCAACCGAAGCAGAUAAGGAGAUCAUAUACAGGGUUCAAAAGAUCGCAGAAAAGUACGAAGUAAGUAUGGCUGCAGUAGCCACAAGAUGGGUUCUAAGUAAGGGGGCAAACCCAAUAGUUGGAGUUAAUUCUUUGGAAAGAGUAGACGAUUUUGUGAAAGCAUUGAAUUUCGAAUUGACUGAAAGUGAAAUUUCUCUGUUAGAAGAACCUUAUGUUGCAAAGGCAACUCUUGCUAUGUGGUGA
Molecule: messenger RNA, 1047 nt
Organism: Debaryomyces fabryi
Lineage: Eukaryota; Fungi; Ascomycota; Pichiomycetes; Serinales; Debaryomycetaceae
Product: aldo/keto reductase
Exons: 1
Coding region: 1-1047 (348 amino acids)
Source: RefSeq, a predicted model, not a curated record